AUGAAAAGUAUCAAGAAAUUAGAACAAGUUGUGAUAGAUCGAAUUGCUGCCGGAGAAAUCUUGCAUCGUCCUUGUAAUGCUGUGAAAGAACUUAUGGAGAAUAGUUUGGAUGCAAAAGCAACCAAUAUUCACAUGAAUGUCAUCUCUGGUGGUUUUGAUCUAAUCAAAGUCAUUGACAAUGGCCAUGGAAUUAAGCUGGAAGAUAUGCCAUUGGUUUGUGAGCGACAUGCAACUAGCAAAAUAGAACAAUAUCAAGACCUAAAUAAACUGAACUCAUUUGGGUUUCGUGGAGAAGCCCUCGCUAGCAUUUCUCAUGUAGCACAUGUAACUAUUACAUCAAAGCAUAUAAACAGUGAAUAUGGUUAUCAAGGCGUUUACCAAGAUGGAAAACUAGUAUCAGAGCCUAAAUUAUGUGCAGCCAAACAGGGUACUAUUAUUAUAAUUCAACACUUGUUUAGUAAUGUACCAUUACGUAAAAAAACAUUGAAAAAUCCUCAUGAAGAAUUUAAUGCUAUCUUGGAUUGUGUUCAGAAAUACGCUUUACAUAAUACACAUGUAUCCUUUAGCUUAUAUAACAAGGAUACACUCUCUAUCAAGACGCACGGAAGCUCUCUAUCGAUUCAAAACCGUGGUACACUAUUACAUCGAAUUCAACACUUGUAUGGUCAUGAAGCCUCUAUGAAUCUAAAGCACAUAAACCAUCAACAAGAUAAAUGGAGUAUCAGCUUGUAUUUCACUGACAUCACUAAGAAAGGCCGAUAUCCUAUGAAGUCUACUAUAUUUGUCUUGUUUGUCAAUAAUAGACUAGUAGAAAAUGCAAAACUCAAAAGAGUAAUGAACCAACUCUACACAGAAAUGAACAAAGGCACUCCUACAACUACAUUUACUUAUAUCAGUUUGACUGUUUAUCCUAGACAUAUAGAUGUCAAUAUACACCCAACUAAAAAUGAGGUUUAUUUACUUGAUCAAGACAUGAUCAUAGAAGUCAUGAAAAGGAUAGUACAUGAUUCAUUUAUUGAUAUUGCUCAAGUAUUACCAUCUAUGGAAAAGAUGAAGCAGACAAAGCCAUUGCCGCCAAAAGCUAC
Molecule: messenger RNA, 1085 nt
Organism: Gilbertella persicaria
Lineage: Eukaryota; Fungi; Mucoromycota; Mucoromycetes; Mucorales; Choanephoraceae
Product: histidine kinase-like ATPase
Exons: 7
Biological process (GO): mismatch repair
Cellular component (GO): MutLalpha complex
Molecular function (GO): ATP hydrolysis activity; ATP binding; ATP-dependent DNA damage sensor activity
Source: RefSeq, a predicted model, not a curated record